CGGCUGUUGUAGCGAUACUGCAUGAGAGAUGCACCAGAGUCUUAAGCAGUGCGGACGGGGGGCUCGCGCUCCCUACCACCCCGCAUCACCCUCCCAGCGAAUCUCGCUGGACGAGUCUUUGACCCUCUCCGCCAUCAGACCCUGUACGUUCAGCUAGAAGAGCCAUGCACGCCUCACCGCAACGUUUCCUCAUCUCCCUCGUCUUCGGUUGGGCAGUAUUGCGUGGCGCGGAGGCGAGGCCAUCUCUGGGCGUCGCGGUAGAGCUCUCGACAUGCGGCAAUGAAGCAUCAUACUCCAUAGCGGAGGAGUGUAUCUCUACCUGCCAGCCUAUCCUGAACGCUCAGAACUGCUCUAGGAGCGCUGCAUGCACCUGUGCAGCUGCGCGGCCCUCGGCUGUCCAUGCUUGCGUACAGUGUCAGCUCGACGUUAGGUCGAGCGUACUGGCUCUGGUCGUACCCGCGAAACUGAACGAGUACGCAGAACUCUGCGGAGAGGAGCUCACAGCACAGGCUGUGUUACGAUUCGAUGACGACCCAACUCCCGCCUCCAACGCGUCGCUUCAGAGCAGAGAGCUGCUGUCGAGCACGUGUGUCUACGGGGUCCCCGAGAUCGCUACGUCGCCUCUCGCCAUCCUGGAGAGCGGGAAACGUGCAUGGCCAUUCUUCGCCGUCGCUGUCCUCAUGAUGCUCUAUCUAUUCGAACGGCGUUCGCAUAAAUGAGCGCAACCCACUGCGCAUACCCUCCUUCGGACUCCGAUCUCUGUUAUCGUACUGUAUUUCUACGACAUAUUCACCCUGCACUUUGUAUCGCGCGUAACUUAUGCAUCAGGUAUUGUCUUUCACUUCAAUGCGUGCCGAUGUGGCCUCACAACACGAUAUGUUCAACUUCCGCCAUCGCUGCCUCGGU
This is a messenger RNA of Fomitopsis serialis, 906 nucleotides long. RefSeq lists its product as uncharacterized. NCBI's taxonomy places the organism in Eukaryota, Fungi, Basidiomycota, Agaricomycetes, Polyporales, Fomitopsidaceae. The annotation marks the transcript as partial. The record is from RefSeq and is a predicted model, not a curated record. The transcript has 5 exons.